Messenger RNA from Frieseomelitta varia, 1058 nucleotides. RefSeq lists its product as uncharacterized. The record is from RefSeq and is a predicted model, not a curated record. The coding region runs from base 84 to 482 and encodes 132 amino acids. Lineage: Eukaryota; Metazoa; Arthropoda; Insecta; Hymenoptera; Apidae. The transcript is spliced from 4 exons.
CUCGAUUUCUCCUCCUUCUCCUUCUCCUCCUCCUCCUCCUUUACGUUCGAUUCGAUACGCUGCUCCGUUUCGACGAACGGGGGAUGAAGAAGAAGAAGAAGAAGAAGAAGAAGAAGAAGAAGAACGAGAGGCGAGCUCGUCCAUCUUGCCGACCGAUCGUGCGACCACUGUCGACACAACCACGGCAAAUUCGAUUCAACGUGAAUUUUUUUCUGCGACCACGAUUGGGAGCUAAGUUCGGGGAUGUUGGCCGGAUUUCUAUUAUGGCCGACAAUACUGGUUGGAGGAGCACGUACUAUAGCUAUUGCAACAGACCGCAUUGUAGUAUUUGCAGUUUAUAUGGUGAAACUUGUGGACAGACUCGGAUACACCAGGGACGAGUUACCGUGGAUUUUUCUCGGAACGUAACAAUACGACUGGUUCUUCUCUCUGAAUUGGCACUGGCGGUUUCAACAACACACGAAGAUAAAGUAGAUUUCUGACAUGAGCCGCGAGAUAUCUCGUAAAUCGUGCGCUCUUCGACGUUCUUCGUUUUAUCCAAUAACAAGGAAACUCAUUGAACGAGCAACGCUUGUAAAAAAGUGAUCGUGUCGCAGAAGUAGAGCUUCUCGUUAUCUUCUUUUUUAACUUCAAAAAUCAUUCUGCGCAGAAUCCAGAAUUUGAAGAUAAAUCUUUUUUUUUUAAAUUUUGUAUAAUAUACCUGCACAGAUCCAAUAUCAGUGAACAUUCUCAAUAUUAAGAGUAAUUUCGUAGAAUGUUUAAUAUACUUACUAUGUGUAGAAAAUGAACAUGUCUACGUAGUUAUUAAAACAUAUGCAGGAAUUAAGAUAUGGAGGAACUAAAUAUUAAUACUAUUGUUGUUUUUGUCACGAUGGCCAUCAAUGACUAUUUUUAUCAAAUACUUUAGAAUAAUUGAAAUAAUUUUAAAACAAAGAAUUUUUACCAACAUCCAUGGGGCACAGUAGAAGUUGAAGCGACAAAUAGUAGUACAAGAACUUAAUAGAAGUUCACUGAUUCUCUUCUCUGCUACAAAUUUUUGGUUCGUAUAAUAGAUAAAU